This is a messenger RNA of Trichosurus vulpecula (common brushtail), 1533 nucleotides long. It is a transcript of the gene CD80, whose product is annotated as CD80 molecule. The coding region runs from base 91 to 1026 and encodes 311 amino acids. Gene Ontology annotation, cellular component: external side of plasma membrane. Gene Ontology annotation, biological process: T cell costimulation; immune response; cellular response to lipopolysaccharide. NCBI's taxonomy places the organism in Eukaryota, Metazoa, Chordata, Mammalia, Diprotodontia, Phalangeridae. The transcript is spliced from 7 exons. The record is from RefSeq and is a predicted model, not a curated record.
GGGUCAGCUCUCAUAACUUUUUCUGGAGGAGAAAAGAAAGGAACUUGUCUUUGGUAUUUGGAGAUAAGCCUUCCUGGACUGGAACUAGGGAUGGCCCAACCCAGGCUCUCACCCCUCAAGCUUCUUUGGCCCUUUCUGGCUUUUGCCUGCUUCAGCUCAGGAGAGACCCAGGUGGCAAGAUUGAAUGAACCCGCUACCUUUUCGUGUAACUAUGAUAUUCUUGUGAAGGAAUUGGCAAAUUAUCGAGUCUACUGGCAAAAUGCUGAGAGAGUGGUACGGGCCUAUGUACCUGGGAAAAAGGUUGAAGAGCUCAUAGACCCUUCAUAUGUGAACAGGACAACUGCAAUUGAUUUGUCCAAUAACCUCUCUGUCACUAUCCUUUCUCUGCAAGUGUCUGAUGAGGGCACCUAUGAGUGUAUAGUACAGAAAUUGGUAGGAGGACAGUACCAACGUGUCCACAAGCUUGAUGUGAAGUUAUCGAUUAGAGCUGACUUCUCAGAUCCUAUUAUCCUUAUGAAUAAAGAAGAAUUGUCUUUUCCUACUUGGAGAAUAACUUGUUCAUCUAGCAAAGGUUAUCCACAGCCUAAGCUCUUCUGGUUGAAAAAUGGGAAAGAAGUAACUUCCUUCAACACCACCAUUUUGCAAGAUACAACAACUAGGCUGUAUGAUAUUGACAGUGAACUGCAUAUCAAUCGAACCAUCAAUUCCUCUUUCACUUGCUUAAUCAAGUAUGGUGAUUUUCAAGUGUCAGCAAAUCUUACCUUACAAAUGGUCCUACCCACUGUGCAAAGUCGCCAACCACUCAUCAUUGCUUCUAUUGUGACAAGCAUCUGCUUUUUCUUCAUAGCCUUGAUACUGUGUCUGAAACGAUACCACUACCGAUUCUGUAAACAACCAGAGGUUGGCCUUUACUCUGUCCCCCAAGGACCUACUGUGGCGGCCACAGAAGAAGAGGGAAAUGACGUGGUGAUCCCACUAGCCCAUAUUGAACCGGCCUCAACCUCUGGCAAGGCUGCCAGUGUGUGAAGGUCCCACUUGGCUUUUCUUCAGAAUGUCUUGACGUCCAUCCAGACUGUCCUCACCCUUGCCCUGGAUUUAUUUACUCUUUAAUUCUUGGAUGCCUCUCCACCUCCUCUCAGUGGCUUCUCAGUGGCAAGGAAAUAGAAGAGGACAGAGGAAGCAGAAGAACUUCUGAUCACUUUAACCAGCUGCAUUUAUUUUGGAAUUUGUAAGAGCUGGAAAGAAACUGGGACAUCCUCCAGUUUGCCUCAUUUCAUAAAGAGGGACCUAGAGAAUCCAAAGGGCCUGAGCAAAUUAUUUCAAGGUCACAUUAAGUGACAGCUGAGGGACCAGAACCAAGAGUUUCUGGCUGCCACCCCAGAGCUUCUUCCACUACAGCAAGCUAUCUCUCUGUCAUGGAAGUAAUUCUCAGUUGAUCUGGUUUCUGAAUUGAGCCCUGGUGAGAUGUGUAUAUUGCUGCUAAGGAGACAAAAUGCAGUAUAUGAAUCUGAGUGUAUAAAAGAUACUUCAGUU